Molecule: messenger RNA, 864 nt
Organism: Ipomoea nil (Japanese morning glory)
Lineage: Eukaryota; Viridiplantae; Streptophyta; Magnoliopsida; Solanales; Convolvulaceae
Product: actin-depolymerizing factor 10-like
Exons: 3
Coding region: 211-630 (139 amino acids)
Biological process (GO): actin filament depolymerization
Cellular component (GO): actin cytoskeleton; cytoplasm
Molecular function (GO): actin filament binding
Source: RefSeq, a predicted model, not a curated record
GAAAGUGCAAGCCUACCUGCGAGACUUUAGCUUCAUUCUCCCUAAAAAAUGUCCUGAAAGAUCUCUCAGCCUAUACAACAUUUCUUAGCUUCAUCAUAAUUAACCCUCCACAACCGAGCUAAUAAGGAUCCUACCCUAAUUUCUCUCUCCCCUUUUUCUUUUCAAAACCCCCCGCAAACCAGCUCACUAAGGUUAAUCGCUACACACAAAAUGGCGAAUUCUUCAUCUGGGGUUGGCGUGUUCGACGAAUGCAAACUGAAGUUCAUGGAGCUGAAGUCGAAGAGGAACUUCAGAUACAUCGUUUUCAAGAUUGAUGAAACUGGGCAGGCUGUGGUGGUUGAGAAACUGGGGACUCAUGAAGAGACUCAUGAUGAUUUCACCAAAAGCCUACCCUCCAAUGAUUGUCGUUUUGCUGUUUUCGACUACGAUUUCACCACCCAAGAGAAUUGCCAGAGGAGCAGGAUCUUCUUCAUUGCAUGGGCACCAGAAACAGCAAGUGUGAGGAACAAGAUGGUGUACGCAGCCUCCAAGGACAAAUUCAGGAGAGAACUGGAUGGUGUUCAGGUUGAGUUGCAGGCAACUGAUCCAAGUGAGAUGAGCUUGGAUAUCUUUAAGGGGAGGGCACACUAAACGUGUUUUACUUCAAUACAUAUUAUAUACUUGCAAAACAUACUUUUCCCCCCAAAAAAAAUUGCAUUUUUAUUUACUUUAUUACUAUUCAUAAGCAUCUCCAUGGUUAUGGCCAAUCUGGGUUGUGUUUGGCUGACUAUUGAUGAUUGUGUUAGUGCUGAGGAUGAGAUCAGCAUAUCCCCAUUCUGGGUUUUUUUUUUUUUUUUUUUUCUUUUCCAUCUAGUUGUUUUUGAA